AUGGUCAUUGAGAACCAGAACCGCCAGUACGGCGGCAUGGGAGGCUUCGACCAUGUGUACCAGAACAACAUGCACCACCACACCCAGACCCCCCAGUUCACAGAUCCCUGGGCAGCGCACACUUCCUCCCACUCGACUCCCCCCGUCUAUUCUACUGCUUCCAUGGGUAUGAACGCUGUCAAACACGACGACGUAAACAGACCAACAGCCAUCUCGAUGCCCUACUCGAGCAUUCCCGUGUCUGCUCCAUCGCUGGUGGCCGGCACCAGCUACCCAACAUCGGGAUACACUGGAUCAGAGAUGUUGAACAUGCACCAUGAAAUUCCUCGCUCGACCUUUGAUGCUGCACCUUCCUACACCGCAGCUGCUCCCAUCAACAGCUUCACACCCGCCAACUAUGCACCCAUGGCAUAUUCAGGAUUGGCCACUCAACAAGAUGCUCGCCGCAUGUCUGAAGCGAGAAUGUCUCAACCUGCUUCAUACAGCGAUGCAAUAGAUGCCAGUCGCGGAAUGGUCGCGCUUAGCCAGGAUCUUACUCCCAGGAACAUAUACGCUCCUCGCAGCUCCCGCGGAUCAGCAGAUUCUUAUGGCUUCCCUUCGACACACUCAUCGGUCUCUUCGAUGUCCUCUAGCAACUAUCCAUACUACAGUGCAUCAGUCGCGUCAGUGGAUUCGUCCGUCACAGAUUAUAGCUCGACCUCGGAGCAAUACGAUGGCAUGCCAUCGCGAACACUUCCUCGACCAAGCGGUCUUUUGGGCGGUGCGACGCCUGGAGGUCCCCAGUCGAUGAUGGGUCAGUUCAGUUCUAAGAUGCCUUCCAAUGCGCAAAAGAAGCACAAAUGCAAAGUGUGCGAUAAGCGUUUUACGCGUCCAUCGUCUCUUCAAACGCACAUGUACAGUCAUACCGGCGAGAAGCCCUACGCAUGUGAUGUCGAAGGCUGUGGUCGUCAUUUCUCCGUCGUGUCCAACCUGCGACGCCACAAAAAGGUCCACAAAGGAGAAAAGGAAACCGGCUCCGGCGAGGACGAAGACUAG
Molecule: messenger RNA, 1035 nt
Organism: Talaromyces amestolkiae
Lineage: Eukaryota; Fungi; Ascomycota; Eurotiomycetes; Eurotiales; Trichocomaceae
Exons: 2
Coding region: 1-1035 (344 amino acids)
Biological process (GO): regulation of transcription by RNA polymerase II
Cellular component (GO): nucleus
Molecular function (GO): DNA-binding transcription factor activity, RNA polymerase II-specific; RNA polymerase II cis-regulatory region sequence-specific DNA binding
Source: RefSeq, a predicted model, not a curated record